Molecule: messenger RNA, 741 nt
Organism: Talaromyces marneffei
Lineage: Eukaryota; Fungi; Ascomycota; Eurotiomycetes; Eurotiales; Trichocomaceae
Exons: 7
Coding region: 1-741 (246 amino acids)
Biological process (GO): positive regulation of cytoplasmic translation
Cellular component (GO): cytoplasm
Molecular function (GO): mRNA binding; translation regulator activity; single-stranded RNA binding
Source: RefSeq, a predicted model, not a curated record
AUGUUGUUAUCCCGUCGUGCCUGUUACAAGUGUGGCAACAUCGGCCAUUACGCUGAGGUGUGCUCGUCCGCCGAACGUCUUUGCUAUAACUGCAAGCAACCUGGCCACGAGUCCAAUGCCUGCCCACGACCUCGUACGACUGAGACCAAGCAGUGCUACCACUGUCAAGGAUUGGGUCAUGUCCAGGCUGACUGCCCUACUCUUCGCUUAAACGGUGGUGCCAACGGCGGUCGCUGCUAUAGCUGCGGUCAAGCCGGCCACUUGGUUCGCAACUGCCCCACUCCCAACGCCCAGCCUGGAGCUGGUCGCGGCAGCGGUGCUCCUCGUGGAAACUUCGGUGGAUCAUUCCGCGGCGGAUUUGGAGGAUACCCCAGAGCUGCGACUUGCUACAAGUGCGGCGGUCCUAACCAUUUUGCUCGUGAUUGUCAGGCUCAGGCCAUGAAGUGCUACGCAUGUGGCAAGUUGGGUCACAUUUCUCGCGACUGCACUGCUCCCAACGGGGGUCCCUUAAGUUCUGCUGGAAAGGUGUGCUACAAAUGCUCUCAGGCCGGCCAUAUCUCUCGCGAUUGUCCUACCAACGAGAACAAACCCCAAACCUCUACCGAUAAGGCCACAUCCGCCGCAACAUCUGCUGCUGCCACCGCUACUUCUCCGGCUGCAGCCUCAGCUGCUCCCUCCACAGCUAUCGAAGGCUCCGCGGAUGUUGUUGCUGCUGCUCCUGCAACUGCUGCUGCCGCUUAG